Molecule: messenger RNA, 1425 nt
Organism: Alnus glutinosa
Lineage: Eukaryota; Viridiplantae; Streptophyta; Magnoliopsida; Fagales; Betulaceae
Product: putative hydrolase C777.06c
Exons: 12
Coding region: 167-1216 (349 amino acids)
Source: RefSeq, a predicted model, not a curated record
UUGGCGGUUUUAGACGAACAAAGGCAGACUAUAAAUGGUGGGUAGCUUUUCUCCACUGAACUACCCCAAAGACUCUUGUUCACUUGUUUCACGCUAACCCAAACGACACUUUUGAAUUCUGAAAGCAACACAUUUUCAUUUCCAACAAGUUGGGAACUUUUAUCAAAUGGUUCUAUUUCUGGGCACAAUUCGCCCUUCCCCUUCUCUAUCCUGUUUUGCCCAUUUCAGACGCCAAAUCUCACUUAAAAGCUCUGCAAUUUCAGUUUCCAGAAAUGGGUUCUCUCCCUUUAGACGAUUUUUUCGGGCUUCUCUUCAAUCUGAUUCUGCAACUGAGGUUGCUGGAUUGCAGUUACCUGCUGACCAAUCUGAAAUCAUAUUUUUGGGGACGGGAACUAGUGAAGGGAUUCCACGUGUGAGCUGCCUUACAAAUCCUUUAAAGACAUGUCCGGUAUGCUCAAAAGCUGUGGAACCGGGUAAUAAAAAUAAAAGACUUAACACAAGCAUCCUUAUUCGUUAUCCUAGGGCCUCUGGAACAUGUAACAUUCUCAUAGAUGCUGGAAAGUUUUUUUAUCACAGUGCUCUUCGAUGGUUUCCUGCCUUUGGGAUAAGAGCGAUUGAUGCAGUUAUUAUUACUCAUUCUCAUGCUGAUGCAAUUGGAGGUCUUGACGAUCUCCGUGAUUGGACGAACAAUGUCCAGCCCAGCAUUCCAAUUUAUGUGCCCCAGCGUGAUUUUGAGGUGAUGAAGAAGACACAUUAUUACUUGGUGGAUACAAGUGUCGUUUUACCUGGUGCUGCAGUCUCAGAAGUGCAAUUCAAUAUCAUACAUGAGGAGCCAUUUGUUGUACAUGAUUUGCAGUUUACCCCUUUACCAGUAUGGCAUGGAACUGGUUAUCGUUCGCUUGGAUUUCGUUUUGGUAAUAUAUGUUACAUUAGUGAUGUUAGUGAGAUACCUGAAGAAACUUAUCCACUUCUGAAGGACUGUGAAAUCCUGGUUCUGGACGCUUUGAGGCCGGAUCGGUCUUCUUCAACACAUUUUGGACUUCCUAGGUCUCUGGAGGAGGUACGGAAAAUCCGACCAAAGAGAACACUUUUUACCGGUAUGAUGCAUCUGAUGGAUCAUGAAAAAGUGAAUGAUUAUCUUUUGAAACUGAUGGAGACAGAGGGUCUUGAUGUACAACUGAGCUAUGAUGGACUUCGCCUACCAGUAAUGCUCUAGCCUUUACUUGACAAAACCAAUUAUGUUAUGGAUUUCAACUCCAAAAUCCAAUUGGUCUCUCAUAAAAGAUCAUGAAAUAUUUUCAUGGAAUUGUCAUCUGCCCUUACAGUUAAUUCUUCCAAAGUUUACUGUUGAUAAUUGAUAUAAAUUAUGAUUUGUCAAGAAUCUAGAUGACAAGUUGUUUGAAUUAAUCUGAAUAAAGCCAUUUU